CUAACCAACACCACAGAGCAAUGUAUGAACAAGCUCUCCCAAAACCCAAAGCAUCUCUUGCCUUAGAAAUACUUUAGGGAUACUGAACCUGGAGGUAAUAACUUAGGGAGUAUGUAUCUUGAAAGGAAAGAAUGAGUUGGGACAGGAGUGUGGCAAGGAAAAACCAGUGGAGUGAGGGGACUGCGGGCCACCAGUCAAAGAAAAACAGGUUCAACAAAUUUUGGUAUUUAGGGAGAAGUUUAUUUUUUCAAUGAUAGUGAGGAUUACAUGGAGAACAAACUUCAACAGAAAAGUGACAAGCUAUCCAAUCAAAUAAAUUAAAUACUAGUUCUAAACCAGAAAUGGACAGGGACAAAGUAUUUGGACAUACCUUUCUUUCAAUAGACUGAACACCAUUCUAUCAACUUCAUGUAUUAAAAAAAUGCUCAGGAUUUCUAUUUCCAUAUUUUCUAUCACAACAUGGGUUUUUCUUUCUCUUGUUCAAACCUUGAAAAAUUUCCACUCAAGUGCCUCACAUACCACUCUCACACCAGUUGUUCUUUCACACACCAUAAAUUCAAACUGCCAACAUCCAAAUCCCUCUCUCCUCACCUUUCUUUUCUUUAUCCUUGCGUAGCACUGAUGAGACAAAAGAGAUCCAACUCCAUCAAAUUAAAAAUACUUUUCCUUUGUCACAAUUGCUGUAGGCAUUACUACUUUGGCCAGGACUGACUGGAAUCAUGUUACUGAGAACAGAACCUCCUUUGUGAAAAGGCUCUUGGCUUCCCCACCCCUUCUGCAUAUAGCGCACAAAUAUUUGUGUGCACCAAAGGACAUGGUUUAAGGAGCUGUGCUGGUUACCAGAGGGUUUGGGAUUAAUUAAUUCCUGACGCUCACUGUAUUGUUAAAUUUAACAGACUGUUAAAUUUAAUGCCUACUUGCAUUCUACGUGUAGGCAAACAGGGCAUCCUGUGACUCUUGAGACUCUAGAUGGAAUAAAAACUAGUAUUGUAUUGCAACUUCUUCUUAUCCUUCCUCACAUUUUCUUUCUAGGAAUAGUAUUCACUAAAGAAGAAAAUACCCAUAUCAGCUAGUUGUAGCAAAAAGGAGAUACUAUUUAGGAUAUCUUAUAUUCUUUUUAAUAUUUUGAAUAAUUUUCACUGUUUUGACAGUGAAAGAACUUGAAACCAAUGGUAGCAUCUUUUUUAGUGUUAUGAAACUAUGAUGAGUACCUCUCAAAUUCUGUACACCACCACAGAGUUAGAGGGGAAAAAAGAAACAGAAUGAAACAAAGAGCUUUAGUUGUCUUCAACUUUCAUGUGCACGUCUUAGUUAGUAAGCAAUCAAGCUGAGCAAUUCAUCAUUAGCAAUCUAGUUUGGCUGCCAUGGAAUACAGCAUACAUACUAACAUUUCUUCUUAAAAAUCUAAAUGGUAAAUAUAAGAAAGCUAGACAAAACUAAGCAACUUUUGUGAUUCUUUUUUUUUUUUUUUCUCCUGCCUCUUCCUGGUGUUUUAAGCCCUUUGUAAAUCUUAACUUUUAAGUUUUGAUUCUCAAACCAUUUAAAGUUUGGUUUUCUUUACUUUCCCUUUUCUAUUUUUAUUUCCCUUUCUCUCUCUUCUUUCUUCCUGAAAUUUCAGUAAUUUUCAGGCAACAAACCUCUUCAGGGUGAAUGUGAAUUUCUUCCUAGAGAUUUGGGAAAGGUCACUAAGAAAAGCAAAAUAAUAAAUGCCCCAUUGAGGUAUUCCCAGCGAGACAUGUACUGCUGGUGGAAAGCUUAUGGAUCCACAGCUGAAAAAGUGUGAAACACGCAGCUUUACUCCCUUAUACACAAAGCGCUUCCUUUAGAAUCGAUUGGACUACACGGGGAAAGGGCCCCGGGAGAUGCACUGUGACUUUUCAGGAAUGAAACCCACAUGUUUGGCCAAGCAACCAAAAGAAUUCAUCUCUGGAUAGCGACAGCCUUACGGUGCGCCCGAGGGAGGGGACGCGCCGCGGCCCGCGGGGCCCGGACCAGAGGACGCUGCUCCAGCCCCACCCGGCCUCUGGAUCCCUUGGCCGCCUCCCCCCGCUCCGGCACCGCCACACGCCAGGUGACAGGAGCCGCUCUCGGCCCGCCCUCCCUCCUUUCCUUCCCUCCCCUCACGCCGCCAUUCGGCCCCUCUUCCCGCCACCCGCUCCCCUCCCCCGCGCCAAUGUGGAGGCCGGGGAGGGGGCGGCAGGGCCGGCCGCGCCAGCCGCCACCACUCGCGGGCCUGGCCCUCGCCCCCCCGGCGAGGUUCGAACCGCCCGCCUCCCGCCCAAGGGACGGGGGCGGCCGCCGGGGGCCGGCCAGCGCUGACGGCAGCGGAGCCAGGCGCAUCUACCGCUCCCUCAGGGCACCGAGAUAGGCAGAGUGUAUUUAUGUAAGGGGAGGCCGGGGUAGGAGAGACAAAAUGGUCUCUGAGCACGGCGGAGCAGCGCCGGGGCGGCCUGAGGGAAGGGCAGCGGCCGCCGCAGGGCUGGGGCGGCCCCGGGUCCCGGCACAGCCUCACAGCGCGGUGGGUGCUGCGGUCCAAGAGUCCGGGGAAGCCCACGU
Messenger RNA from Motacilla alba alba, 2556 nucleotides. RefSeq names its product splicing factor 3B subunit 4-like. Lineage: Eukaryota; Metazoa; Chordata; Aves; Passeriformes; Motacillidae. The record is from RefSeq and is a predicted model, not a curated record. The transcript has 2 exons. The coding region runs from base 1895 to 2368 and encodes 157 amino acids.